AUGGUCACACCCCAGCAGCAGUGUAGUCCCCCUGCAAAGGACGGGGACUGGAACAACUAUCGAGACAUCAUCAUAACCCUAUACUUGGAACAGAACAAGAGCUUGAAAGAGGUCAUGCGCAUUAUGCGGGAGAAUUACCAUUUCUUCGCGACGGAAAAGAUGUACAAGAUCCGCUUCAACAAAUGGGGCAUACACAAAAAACUAAGAGCUCCCCAGGUCGCCGAGCUUCUGGCUCAGCGGGGUCGCCGCGCCGCCGCCGGCAAAUCAACCGUAUCCUUCGUUCACGGUCGUAAGAUUGAUGCGGAUAGGCUUGAAGCGUACCUCCGACGAGUCUCACCCACCAGCCGGAAGGCAAUUACGGAUAUCCUCGUCGGCAAUGUUGUUCCGACCGAUGCCCAGAAGCGUAGCGUAUAUGAGAUUGUGUGCCGCACUCCGUCCCCCGAACCGAACCCGGUGUUUGCCCCGAAGCGCGUGGAGGCACCCGACAGCCUACGGCUUCCCGAAGAUUGUAUGCAGAUAGUGCAAAGCUACGUAAAAGGCGCCUUAGAAAACGUCUGGCCGUUGACUCCUGACAAAAGAGUGAUAUGUCCACUCCGGCCGAGGACGUGGUUGGACCCCGUGUCAUCCGCCAGACAACUGUUCGUCAACAACUUCAGAGAACAAGGCUUCCGCAUGCUAAACAUAACCUUCGAAAGCUACCGAGAAGUAUUGUUACGGCAAGAUCCAUCGCUACUCGUCGAAACAUGCCUUGCCUUGGGUGCACUCCUACAAUCCGGACCAGGCCUUGCCGAGGCCUUCGUCAAGUACGCCUACAGCAUGUCCCAGAUCACCUUAGGUCCUAGACACCCAUUGCACCUAAUAUUUGGUAGAUUAAAUGCCGUCGGACCGGCCGAAAUGCCGGGUUUGAUGGCUUUAAUCAUACGGGGCUUUCUGCAAGAGAUACAAGCCAAUUACUGCCUCAAGCCGACGUGGCUAGCAACGGUAUAUCGAGCCAUGCUCAACAGUCGCUUUAUAGGUGCGGAUACGGCAACAAGGUACAUGCAAGAACUCGUCACGGACCUCAAUUCCUUGUCGCCACUGUCGGAGCACGACGCUGCGAAGAAGGCCCACAAUCUCGACGACAUGCGCCUGCUGCAGGACCACUUGUCGUGGAUAACGAACUUCCACGACAAGCCGACGGAGGCGUCCAUGUCUGCGCACACGCUGGCCGCGACGAGGGGGAGGAAGAACCCGCGGAUGACGCGCUUCAGCUGCUACAACAUGCUGCGCACGUUCCCGACGAGCCGCGGGGUCAGCAGCCAGGAGGCCAUCGACCUGAUGAGGGCGAGCCUGGCGAUCUGCGAGGAGGAAUUCGGGCGCAACGACAACGCCACCGUGACGCUGCUCGCCACGCUGCACGGGUUCCUGGCGCGCGCGGGCCGGGCGGAAGAGGCGCAGAAGGUGCGCGAGGACUUCGAGACGCGCUGGAACGAAGCCAUGGGCGAUACCUUGGGCGGUAGGAUCGCCUGA
Messenger RNA from Daldinia caldariorum, 1509 nucleotides. RefSeq names its product Clr5 domain-containing protein. NCBI's taxonomy places the organism in Eukaryota, Fungi, Ascomycota, Sordariomycetes, Xylariales, Hypoxylaceae. Bases 1 to 1509 code for a protein of 502 amino acids. The record is from RefSeq and is a predicted model, not a curated record. The transcript has 2 exons.